This is a messenger RNA of Megalops cyprinoides (Indo-Pacific tarpon), 1368 nucleotides long. RefSeq names its product coiled-coil domain-containing protein 173-like. Lineage: Eukaryota; Metazoa; Chordata; Actinopteri; Elopiformes; Megalopidae. The record is from RefSeq and is a predicted model, not a curated record. Bases 1 to 1368 code for a protein of 455 amino acids. The transcript has a single exon.
AUGGAGCAAGAUUCCCUCUCCAGUCUACCGUGUGGCAGGACAAAUGGGCCGCUGGGGCAGAGGAGGGCAGAGGCCCUUGCCAAAGCCACCAGCCGCGAGUUCUACCAGAGCGAGCGCGUGAAGCAAUUUCACUGCGCCCUCCUGCUCACGGAGACACUGAAGGAGAGGGAAGAGCAGAUAGAGCUGAAGCAGAAGAUGCAGGAUGCCGCCAACGAGGAGACCAAGAAGUUCAUGGCCGAGAUCAGGCGCAGGGAGAUGGAGGCCGUGGAGCAGGAGCGGCAGAAGGUCAGGCAGCGAGAGGCGGACAAGAUGGCCGUGGCGGAGUACGUGAAGCAGCAGCUGCGGGAGCAGGAGCUGAUGAGGAAGCUGCGCAAGCUGGAGAAGGAGCGGGAGAUAGAGGAGUGCCAGCAGCUGCGCAAGAAGUACGAGAGGGAGAAGAUGAUGAUGCAGAAGCAGCAGCAGGAGGAGAAGAGGAACGCCAGGAAGGCCCACAGGGAGCACCUGUCCGCGCGAGACGCCGUCCGCGCCAAGGAGGAGGAGAAGUACAGGCAGGCGGAGGAGCGGCGGCGGCAGGUGGACGCAGAGAACGAGAGCCGGAUGAGGAAGAGGAUGGAGGAGGACGCGGAGCGGCACUGGCAGAUACAGAAGCACAAGGACACGAUGGCCGAGCGGCUGGCAGCACAGCUGCAGGAGCAGGCGAGCAAGGAGGAGGAGCGCACUGCCCGCGCCAUAGCCGUGUCCCUGGCCAAGCGUGAGGCCGAGCUGGAGCGCGAGCGCAAGGAGAAGGCGGAGAAGAAGGCGGCCAUGCUGAGCGCCAUCGCCGCCAUCAGGGAGAGCAAGCGGAAGGAGGAGGAGCAGCGGGCGCGCGACGAGAAGAGGAACGCGCGCGACGCCUUCCACGCCCGGCAGGAGGAGGCCCGCACCUUCGCCGAGGAGCAGCAGCGGCAGGCGCAGAAGAAGAAGGACGAGCGCGGCUCCAUGGACAGCGUCCUCCGCCGGCAGAUGGCCGAGCGCUGCGCCAAGAGCCGGCGCCUGAAGAAGGAGGACAAGGAGUUCGACAGCAGGAACGUGCACCUGCUUGCGGCGGAGGAGGAGCAGUUCCAGCAGUAUGCUACCGGUGUGAUCGAGGCGGCCGCCGAGGCCAAAAGGAACACCUUCCCGCUCCACAAGAUUGUCCGGCAGGGCCCCCAGGUCGGGCUGGGCCCCCUCUUUGGCGGAAUGAGAGCAAGUUACCUAGCUCCGGGAAGCUCCCAUUCUCAGAUGACCAACUACAUUACCAGCACAAAUGAAGACAUCAACAGGCUGUACGGGAAACCUGACAAGCCGGCGCUAGCAGCCUCAAGCAGAAGACUAGACUUCAUCUGGUGA